CAACUACAAGACUUCCUUCGUGAAGCCGAAACUUUAGCCGGAGAGUCCUCUUCAGCAUUUGACGUCCCUAUUACGGCCCAAUUCACUCAGCGACGCAGUGGACCUCGUGGACGUGGAGGACGUGGACGAGGAGGUCGAUCUGCUGACGUCUCUCCAACCUAUAAUCAAAAUAACAGUGCUCAUCAAUUUGGAUUUGGUCAAAACUCCAAUUCUGGUCACAAUUAUAAUUUUGGUCACAAUCCUUUUGGUGGCCAAAAUUCUCGCAAGUCUGUUAUGUGUCAAUUAUGUGACAAACCAGGACACUCUGCAAAAACUUGUUACAUUCGUAACUCCAUCCAUCCUACUGCCAACCUUGCCAAUGGAGGAGGUGAUGCCUUUUCUAAUAAUAAUAAUUGGCUUCUUGAUACAGGCGCAACACAUCAUAUCACGUCUGAUCUCAACAAUCUGCAUGUUCACUCCGAUUAUAUUGGUGAUGACUCUGUGGCAAUGGGUGACGGACCUAACAACCGGGGUAUCCUUGGCCCGCGGCCGGAGUAAUAAUAAUCUUUACACAUGGUCAUCCUCUCCCAAGGCUCUGAACGCAACAUCUCAACUCUGGCAUCAACGCCUUGGUCAUCCAUCUUCUUCCACACAACAUCUAAUAAAACCCAGUCAAACAAAAGUUUCACCAUGUGAUGCGUGUCUUCAAGCCAAAAGUCACAAACUUCCGUUUUCUACUUCUUCAAUAAAAUGUACUCAUGCAUUUGAAUUUAUUUAUUCUGAUGUAUGGGGUCCAUCCCCAGUUUCAACAUUUAAUAAUACUCGUUAUUAUGUUAUUUUUGUGGAUUACUACACCAAAUAUACUUGGUUGUUUCCAUUAAAAAGCAAAUCCGAUGUAUCUCUUGU
Molecule: messenger RNA, 885 nt
Organism: Cuscuta epithymum
Lineage: Eukaryota; Viridiplantae; Streptophyta; Magnoliopsida; Solanales; Convolvulaceae
Source: the annotation of a GenBank genome assembly